Messenger RNA from Dentiscutata heterogama, 927 nucleotides. NCBI's taxonomy places the organism in Eukaryota, Fungi, Glomeromycota, Glomeromycetes, Diversisporales, Gigasporaceae. The record is from the annotation of a GenBank genome assembly.
AUGAAUACCUCAAGUAAUCUUCGUUCUAACCGUCAAAAAGGUCUACCAAACAUUCCUUUUCAAUAUCAUGAGGCUUAUGAUGAUCGAUAUAGAACAGCUGGUCGAGAUACUUAUAUCGUAAAUGAUGAAUAUAUAGAGAAUGAACAACCUGAAAUGCCAUCACCUAUUCCUGAAAGAAAUACAUUUCUUAUUGAUGAACGUUCUGAUAAUGAUGAAUAUGAAGAAUCUAAUCCUGAAUCUUUUAUUUCUUCUCCAAAUAAUGAUCGUCCUCUUUCACCACCACUUUCUCCUAAAACAAAUAGUUAUUAUUUAGAUAAUAAUGAAAUUUCAAAAACUUCUUCAAUGUCUCCUACUAUUAAUAGUAAUAUUAUUGAAAAACCAUUACCUCUUGAUUAUCAAUCUCAACAAAAAAGAAAAAAUUAUUUUAAUCUUGGCAAAACUCUUACUUCUCGUUUUAAAUUUAAAAAACCUAAUAAUGUUAAAGAUAUUCAAAAUAGAUCUUUAUCUGAUCCUACUCCUGAAAAGUCUCAAUCUUUACUUAGUUCACUUCCUACUUUAGCUCCUUCUUCUCCAAUUUCUCAUCAACUUCCUGCUGAAUAUUUUCCUGAUGAUUUUGAUAAAAAUGAUGAAACAAAGUCUGUUGAACAGGCUACUCAUGAAUUAACUAUUGAUGAUCUUUAUCACUUUGUUCUUAAUAUACAAAAAGGUUUUCAAUUACAAUUUAAUGAUAUGAAUUCUCAAAUUAAAGAAUUAAAGAAAGAAAUUAGAAAAUUAAAAGGUGAAGAAUCUGAAGAUGAAACUCAAAAAGAGGAAACUCAGGAAGAAGUUGUUAAUAAUGCUACAAAUGUUCGAACUGUUACCAGGCAAAUGGAAAGAUAUGGAGGUGCUGGAAGAUGGUUUCAUAACGAUAAUAACGAUUAUAUAUAA